Molecule: messenger RNA, 1473 nt
Organism: Colletotrichum karsti
Lineage: Eukaryota; Fungi; Ascomycota; Sordariomycetes; Glomerellales; Glomerellaceae
Product: cytochrome P450
Exons: 3
Coding region: 1-1473 (490 amino acids)
Molecular function (GO): oxidoreductase activity, acting on paired donors, with incorporation or reduction of molecular oxygen; heme binding; iron ion binding
Source: RefSeq, a predicted model, not a curated record
AUGCUGGCCACCAUUCUCGCAGCAGCGGCGCUGCUGAGCGUCUAUCUCAUCGGCAGCGCUAUCUACUCAAUUACGCUGCAUCCGCUGGCCGACGUCCCUGGCCCUAAGAUCUGUGCGAUCACCCGCAUACCCUACUGGCUCGUGGCUCUCCGAGGUGACGAUAUUGAAUGGAUGAAGAGUUUGCAUGAGAAGUACGGCUCCGUGGUUCGGUUUGGUCCUACAGACCUGAGUUACACGGCUGCUCAGGCAUGGGAUGAUGUCAAUGGACCCAAGGUUCAAGAGAAGGCUCAAGAAUUCUCCGUGCAGCCGGUCAACGGUGUUCCGAGCAUUCUCACAACUAACACUGAGAAUCAUGCCCGAGUUCGUCGACUCUUUUCGCCCGCUUUCUCAGAGCGUGCCUUGAGACAGCAGGAGCCGCUAUUCCGCAAAUACGUUGAUCUUUUCAUGUACAAGAUCUCAGAGGUUGGUGAGAACGGAAAGAAGCCUGUCGAGAUGAUGCAACUUCUGAACUUCACCACCUUCGACGUCAUGGCCGAGCUUUGCUUUGGACAGCCUUUGGGUCUUCUGGAGAAGAACGAGUUCAGCCCUUGGGUCAAAUCCAUCUUCGAGUCGCUGAAGAUGCUGCCGAUUGUUUCCAUCAUCAACUACUAUCCUAUUCUUAACGCUAUCUUCACGCGUUUCGAGCCGAAAUCUGUUACGGAGCAGCGAGUCACUCACUGCAGACAUUCGGAAGAGCGCGUCAACCAGCGUCUGGAGAACGGUUCUACUCAGCCCGACGUCUGGAACUUGGUGCUUGCAGCAAAGGAAGGAAAGGAGCUCACCAUCAAGGAGAUGCAUUCUAACGCCGAGCUUUUCAUGCUUGCUGGGUCAGAAACAACUGCGACACUGUUGAGUGGCUGCGUCUACCUCUUACUCAGCCACCCUGAAAAGAUGAAGACAGUGCUUGCGGAGAUCCGAAGCAACUUCACAACCUUGGACGACCUCACUUUCGAGCGUUUGGCCGAGAUGAAGUACCUCAAUGCCUGCUUGAAGGAAGCACUGCGCGUCUACCCUCCCGUUCCCAUUGGAAGCCCGAGAGUGGUCCUCGAAGGUGGACAGCAGAUCAUGGGCAAAUGGGUACCUCCCGGCACGCGCGUCUCGGUUCAUCACUGGUCAACGUAUCAGUCUGAGGCGAACUUCAAGAACGCCAAGACCUUUGCUCCUGAGAGAUGGCUCAAGACAGAUCCGACUUACGCUGGCGACAUGCUCGACGCUCACAAGCCGUUUGGAUUCGGGCCGAGAGACUGCCUGGGCCAGAAUAUGGCGAUGCAUGAGAUGAGACUUAUUUUGGCCACUCUUCUCUUCUCCUUCGACCUUGCGCUGUGCGACGAGAGCAAGAACUGGAUGGACCAGAAGGCAUUCGCGUUGUGGAUUAAGCAGCCUCUGAUGAUUACUGCAAAGCCCGUUGACACGCAAACCAGAAUGAAGAUUUGA